CUCGGGCUUUAAUUCAACCAGUAUAGAGCUGAAGUUGUUAAAUUCUUUGCCAGCAUUUGUAGCUAAAAUGUAUUUUAGCUACAAAUGCUGAACUGAUGAAUGAAUGAAAAAGAAAUACAGCUUUUGUUUGCAUAAGGCUGUGUGAGGAAAAACAGGUUUGACACCAAAAAAAGCCUAUUUGCACUUCACAUUUGAGAAGUUACUCAUUCAUCAUUCCCUGUGUGUCUGUCCUCUGGAUUAAUUAUUAUUCUGUUCAUUUGCUUACGUUUCAGGUCAUAAAAGGAGCACAUCAGAAACACCUUGCAUGGGGGAGGGGUGCCCUAGACCCCCCCUCCUCUCCUCCAUCUCCUCUCUCUCUCCUCCUCCUCCUCCUCUCCAUCCCCUCCUCCUCCUCCUCCUCCUCUCCCUCUCUCCCUCCUCCUCCGCCUCCCUCCCACCUUGCCUCCAUGUCUCUGUGGCGCACACAUUCCCUGGCUCACUCGGACACCGGCUAUCGGCACCUCCUGACAGCCACCUCCUCACCACAGUCUGCGUCUGACAGCAGCGGUAGCCUCUUUUCAUUUUCUUGUCGCCAUUGUGUUGUGCCCUGCAAGAGAAGAACCAUGAACAUAAUGGAGGACAAAGAGGAGCGAGGGCUGGACUUCAAACGCCUGCUGAAGAAGAACUGGCUGCUGAUAGCUACAGUUGUGUCAGUGAUGCUCGGGAUCAGCUUGGGUCUCGUGGUCAGAGAAUACACCUCGCUGUCUCACCUCGACAAACAGUAUUUCGGCUUUCCCGGAGAGAUCCUCAUGAGGAUGCUGAAGCUGGUCAUUCUUCCUCUCAUCAUAUCCAGCAUGAUAACAGGUGUUGCUGCUCUGGACUCGGAGGUGUCAGGGAAAAUCGGUCUGCGCGCUGUCAUUUAUUACUUCUCAACAACAAUCAUCGCAGUUGUCUUGGGGAUCCUUCUAGUGAUGACCAUAAAACCAGGAGUCUCUCAAACCGCGGACCACAUCGACAGAGCUGGGACCACGCCUGAUGUCACCACAGUGGACACACUACUGGACCUCAUCAGAAACAUGUUCCCGGAGAAUCUGGUGCAGGCGUGUUUCCAGCAGUACAAGACCAAACGUAAAGAGCUGGAGAUGACCAAAGCAGAGACAAAUUCUUCCACUACGAUACCUCCUCUGGCCAAUGCCAUCUUGGCCGCUGUCCAGAAUAUCACCAAGGACUACAAGCUGGUGGGCUCCUACUCAGACGGCAUCAACGUUCUGGGCCUUAUCGUGUUCUGCGUGGCGUUCGGGCUGGUGAUCGGAAAGAUGGGGGAGAAGGGGAGGAUCCUGCUGGAGUUUUUUGACGCUCUCAACGAAGCCACAAUGAAACUGGUGCAUAUUAUUAUGUGCUACAUGCCAGUCGGGAUCAUGUUCCUCAUUGCGGCGAAGAUCAUCGAAGUGGAAGACUGGGAGAUCUUCAGGAAGAUGGGGCUGUACAUGGUGACUGUGCUGAGCGGCCUGGCCAUCCAUGCCUUGUUCUGCCUGCCUCUCAUCUACUUCAUCAUCGUGAGGAAGAACCCGUUCACAUUUACUCUGGGCAUGGCUCAAGCUCUGGUCACAGCACUGAUGAUCUCCUCCAGUUCUGCCACGCUGCCUGUCACCUUCCGAUGUGCCGAAGAGAACAACCAAAUAGACAAGCGCAUCACUCGCUUCGUUCUCCCAGUGGGCGCCACCAUAAACAUGGACGGGACGGCGCUGUACGAGGCUGUGGCGGCCAUCUUCAUCGCGCAGCUCAAUGACUACCCCCUGGACGUGGGUCAGAUCGUCACCAUCAGUAUAACAGCUACAGUGGCGAGUAUCGGAGCAGCUGGAGUUCCUAAUGCCGGCCUUGUCACCAUGGUGAUAGUCCUGACCGCUGUGGGGCUGCCCGCGAGCGACGUCACUCUAAUCGUAGCUGUGGAUUGGCUGCUGGACCGCUUCCGCACGAUGAUAAACGUGUUGGGCGACGCUUACGGAGCCGGUAUUGUCCAGAAGCUGUCCAAGAGAGAGCUGGAGAGGAUGGACCUGGUGUCAGACGUGGAUGUGGCUAACCCUUUCGCCCUGGAGACCACUUUAGACGACGAAGAGUGCGAGAAGAAAUCAUAUGUCAACGGAGGAUUCACAGUGGACAAAACUGAUGCGAUCUCCUUCACUGAAACAUCCCAGUUUUAGACUCUGUGGUGGGCUCAGACAAGCAAGAAAGUGCCAUAUUUCUUUAGAAGCAAAACAUCUGUCGGGCAACUACAGCACUGACAAUAAAAGCAGUGGCGCUCUUACUGUAACGUGCUAACUGCGUCCGCUGUCGUUUAUUGUGAGUGAUGUAGCGUAGCCAGACAAGUCCGCCAACAUCAGCAAUAGAAGCCUCCAUGAAGUUAAAAUGAACCGACAAACGUAUUAGACGGAGAGCGGGACGAGAUGAUGAGCUUCCUUCUUCCAAAAGAGUGCCAAGAAGAAGAAUAAGGACUUUUACACAAGUGUUCUUUGUUUGAAAAUGCAGAAACAUUUCCUGAUUGUAUGUGAUUGCGUUGUUUUUAAUUUGAACAUAGUUUGCGGAUAUGUUGUGUUUCUGUCCCAUGAUGCACUGCUUGUACAGCUCUAUUUAUAUUUAAGCCUUUUUUCACUGAUUUGCAUGAAGCAAUAAGGACUGCUACUUGCAUAGUCACACAUCGAGACCUUACAAAGACUACAAAUGAAAGCUAGUGAAGUCAUCUUACACUGUGAAAUUCAAGGACAUUUUUAAACAAGCCAAAUCUCACCCCUGAUUGUACCGCGCUCAGACAGAGGAGUGUCUUUUUUACAUGUACAUGCUAAUAAUGAGAUAUUUAUCAUUUCAAUCGCAAUGUUGCUACUGUAUUUAGCGUGAUGUAGCGUAGGGGCUCUGGUCAAGUGCAUGGCAGCCUUCUACAAGCGUUUAUUGAACCUAAAUCAAGGCACACACAACAUAAACGGCAACUCAGUAUAAUAACACUGUUUUUAUUAUGAUAAUUAUGCGUGAUAAGAUAAACCCAAAUGCUAGCUUCAGAGACACUGUUUAAACUGUAAUUCAAUAACGCUUUAAAAUAUUUAUUUAACCAACACCUCCAGUGAUUUAUUUGUACUGCAGAGGCACAGAAGAAGACCUCAGACAAGGCAUUGCCGUAACAAUAAUGGAUCUAUUUACUGAGUUAGAAAGGCCUUAGAUUUGAACGGUCAUACCACAACUAACGUAAUUAAUCCGUGUAACAUGAGUUUAUUCGUUUUUCAAAAUAAAACCAAAAAUAAGAAAAUGAAAAAAACAACUAUUUUCUGCCUUAUUUGUCUCCAAAACCAAAAUGAAAAAAUGGAUAAUGAUUUGUUUUUUUCAGUUUUUGAUUUUAUGUUUAAAUGAAUAAUGAAAAAACGAAUAACGGCCGUUUCCCGUUUACGUGACUUAAACUGUAAUGCCGGACUUCUGUGCCGCAUACAGACUGAACCGGGACUAAAACAGGACUAAAACAGGUCUAAACCAAGUCUUAACCAGGUCUAAACCAGGUCUAAAUCGGGACUAAAAAAGGACUGAACCAGGACUGAACCAAGAUUGAGUGUUGGGAUGGGCCUGGAGGUGCGCCAGCCUAGAUUGUCGGGUGAUCAUGACUGAGGCCGAGACCAGACCAAGGCCAGACUGGGACCAGACUGGGACUGAGACUGGGAACAGACUAGGCCUGAGACCGGGACUCAGACUGGGUCGAGGACCGUGACUGAGAUCGGUUUAGUCCGGGUUCAGUCCUAGUUCAGUCCUGGUUUAGACCUU
Molecule: messenger RNA, 3777 nt
Organism: Boleophthalmus pectinirostris (great blue-spotted mudskipper)
Lineage: Eukaryota; Metazoa; Chordata; Actinopteri; Gobiiformes; Gobiidae
Gene: slc1a1
Product: solute carrier family 1 member 1
Exons: 12
Coding region: 447-2180 (577 amino acids)
Biological process (GO): L-glutamate transmembrane transport
Cellular component (GO): plasma membrane
Molecular function (GO): L-cysteine transmembrane transporter activity; L-glutamate transmembrane transporter activity; glutamate:sodium symporter activity
Source: RefSeq, a predicted model, not a curated record